Toxotes jaculatrix (banded archerfish) is the source of this 2526-nucleotide messenger RNA. It is a transcript of the gene mrps16, whose product is annotated as mitochondrial ribosomal protein S16. The transcript has 4 exons. Gene Ontology annotation, biological process: mitochondrial translation. The record is from RefSeq and is a predicted model, not a curated record. The coding region runs from base 187 to 597 and encodes 136 amino acids. Gene Ontology annotation, molecular function: structural constituent of ribosome. Gene Ontology annotation, cellular component: ribosome; mitochondrial small ribosomal subunit. NCBI's taxonomy places the organism in Eukaryota, Metazoa, Chordata, Actinopteri, Toxotidae.
CGUCACUUCCGUUCCCACUUAAAACAUGGCCGCGCACUGACAAAUGUGACAUUUCUUCUUGCGCUGAAAACAAACAGUCAGUAACGUCUGUUUCAUAACCUGUCCAGCGAAUAGUAAAGAGGCGAUAACUGUGGAGAUUUUGCUUUGCGUCGUUCAACAUCCUCGGAGGAUAAUCCAGUGAACACCAUGGUCCAUUUAUCGUCUCUCCUCCUGAAGAAAUACCACGGGGGUUAUGUUGUCAUCCGACUGGCUCUUGCAGGCCAUAAACAAGCUAACAGACCCUUUUAUCGCAUCGUGGCAGCUUACAAUAAAAGAGCAAGAGAUGGCAAAUACAUUGAGCAGCUGGGUUCCUAUGACCCCCUCCCUAACAUUUACAACGAGAAACUCGUCAGCUUCAACUUUGACCGAAUCAAGUACUGGAUGGGCUGCGGUGCGCACACUACAAAGCCUGUGGCCAAACUUCUAGGGUUGGCAGGAUUCUACCCUCUGCAUCCCAUGACAAUAACAGAGGCAGAGCGUCGUAGAGCCCAAAUGAAGCUGGAAGAAACGGGAACAGAGGAAGGUCUGGAGGUGGCACAGAAGCAGGAUGAAGUAUGAGAAUUUAAGCUGGGGACUGUGUGACUGUCAAGUACAAAUGGAUGUCACAGAUAUUUGGGAAGAAAACCGUCUGAUGUGUUUCCUGACUUAUUCGAUGGACUGCUUGUUGGAUCUUCAGAUAUGGUGUGUUGUAGUCCUAAUUGCUUCAGUGGUCUCUAUGAACAAAUUUUAUUACAACAUGCUUCAUAAAAUUCAGUGGAUUCCUGUUAAUAAUCAUAGAGUGCCAUUACAGCCAGUUGUUUGGAUUUACUAUUUUAUGUGACUUAAUUAAAGUAUUUGAAUACUGUUACAUUUGUUUGGGGUUAAGUUGCAUUUUUUUUUGUUUUUGUUAUCCUCUGUCUAACUUUUUCAGGAACUUUAAGAACAAUCAGCACCAAGAAUGCCAAGCAAUUAAGUUGUUUAGUUUCCUUUGAAAAUGACUGUGAUCAUUCCUCGCUCUUUUGUCUGUUUUUCUUUUUUUGGCCAGCAUAUAUUUGAACAUGCACACAUAAAUCAGAAGUGAAUGCCAGUAAUGUCAACCACAAAGAAAAACAAAGAAAAAGAAAUCAGAAGAGGGUGGGUUUGUUGAUAGAAUUAUUGGCAAGCUUUACAGCAUGUAGUUCCUUUUUGGCUCAGUAACAAACUCUCCGCCCAUAUACUGAAAUGUGUGUUAUGGAAACCUUUGUAAACUCAAACUUACCGCUUAGUGACGGUACUCUCAUAAUGUGGGACAGUACUUUUGGAAUUAUAAUACAGUAAAUCAUCUGUUUGUUUGUUUUUUUGUUUACUUCAAGCACUAAUAAUUACUACAAAAGUGCACAAUAAAUUCUCAGAGGAGAUUUGACCUGAUUAAGAUGAAAAAAGCAACAGAUUGAUCUAAGACAUAAUCACACCACACUUGUCUUCAUCAUCAACAGGUCAUAUUGUACAAAAAGGCUUGAAACAUCCCUACAUGCACAUUGUCUUUUGUUAAAUCCAAUGCAGAGACGGCAUGCAGACGUACUUUAUAUUCAUUUUUAAACUUAAGUGUUUGUGCUUUCUGUUCUCAAAAAGUUCUUAGAUAAUGAUAUCAUGAUAUUGAUAUCAAUGUCAUUAUUAAAUAUAAAUAAUAAUAUUCAUAUGUCUACAUAUGAAAUAUGCUUUUUCUCCAGAUUUCCAUUUUAUAUGUAUGAACUUCGUGCUUGACACGUGCUUAUCGUCACACGCUUGUGCUAUCUUGAACAGGGUGAUACUGAAAAACACAAGCGUGGUUUGCUUCAGUCAGCUAGUGAUGAAUUUAGUGACUAAUCUGAGCCAAGGCACACCUGACAACACCCAGGUGUAGACACACAAGUCCAGCAAAAACAAAUACAAAACUUAAAAUAGUUCUGCUGUUGAUACUGCUUUUUUUUCCUUCAGGAUUGUGGAACAAAAGCCAGUGUGAUUCUUUAACAUGCUGGUGCUCUGAGAGUUUCUGGAAAAUUUUAGUCGGCAGUUCCACUCACACUAAUUACCAAUACACCUGAUCUGAUUUAUACAUUUGUUGAAUAUAAUAGAUAAAAUUAGGGGGAAAAAAAUCAACUGUAUUAUGAAAUUAUUAAAAUCUACCAUGAUGUUGUUAGCAGGAAAUACUAUGUUUUUUUGUUGUAUAGUAUUUCAGAAAUGAUUUUCCAGUAAACAAAUAGAGGUGUGGACAGCCUUACCCCGACCAAUUCAAUCACUUGUAACCUCAAGAUCAAGAGAAAUAUUUGCGUUUAACCUCACAGCUCAUUUAUUGAGGCCACUUAUUAACCUGACUGGGAUCAUGUUUAACAGUCCACUUAUAGCAUGACUAUUCAAUUCAGUUGACUCUAUAAACAAUAUGUUGCUCAGUGUAACAAUCUUUAAGCUAGAGUCGUGUGGCCUUCUAUGUCACGUACAUCUGAUUGCUACAGCAUGUAAAUAUUGGACUGAAAUAAAUGUCAACAACAA